This is a messenger RNA of Hypanus sabinus (Atlantic stingray), 1393 nucleotides long. RefSeq names its product apolipophorins-like. The record is from RefSeq and is a predicted model, not a curated record. Gene Ontology annotation, biological process: lipid transport. The coding region runs from base 134 to 1393 and encodes 419 amino acids. Gene Ontology annotation, molecular function: lipid carrier activity. NCBI's taxonomy places the organism in Eukaryota, Metazoa, Chordata, Chondrichthyes, Myliobatiformes, Dasyatidae. The transcript has 11 exons.
GAAAUAUGUUGUGAAAUGUGGUGAGGCAAUUGCCGGGGAGCAGUAAGUCACAGAGCAUUCAUACAAACGAGGUGGCUGGGACAUUCCAACCACAUGGAUUCGGCAGGACCAAGGUCCUACACACCCAAGACGUAUGGAGCCUGAGAAAGGAAAUGUAGUGAAGUCUCGUCCGGCAGGUAACUGCGUGUCUGUCUGCACUGGUACCAAUUAUCUGAAUUACCAGAAAGGGUUCCGAUAUAUCUAUGAGUACACAACUGUUGCUAAUACAUUCCUGCAAGGAAAUUCCCAUGAGAACAGUGGACUUACAGUAGAAUGUUUGGUGAAUAUUGAUGUAAUUGACAAGUGUCACCUCAUCUUAACGCUCAAGCAAACCCAGAUUAAAGGAUCAAUGUCAAACAAGGAAGAGUUUGUUCCACAUCACGAGAAGCUCAGUGCUGCCCUUGAGAAACAUCCACUUCAUUUUUCUUUCCAAGAUGGAAUAAUUCCUGAGAUCUGUCCUGCAGAAGGCGAAGAAACCUGGUCAUUGAACAUUAAACGAGGAAUCCUCAGUGUCUUCCAAGAUUCGUACACAGUGAAUAAAAAGGAAACGGUCGAGGAGGUCGAUAUUUCGGGCCAGUGUCCAUCUUCAUACACAGUUCAAGGUUCUCUUCUUGUGAAAUCUAAAGACCUGAACCUCUGUUCCCAACGUGGAACGGCUGUCACUUCACUGCAGUCAGUUGUUCUACCAGAUUCUACAUCUCACCAGCAGAUCCUGGAUUCCCAGCUGGAAUGUGUGCAGAGCUACAAAGAUGGCGUCGUACACGUAACCACCUGUAGUGAGUCAAAUGUCUUUCGAUUUUUCUCCAAAGAAGGGAAGGGUGCAAAGACAGAGGUCUUCACAACAUUGAAACUUUUGAAGAAAGAAGAAGUAACAUCCAUGUUCAGAGUGGACCUGAAGACAUUCCAGCACAAAACUUUGAUAUUUGAAAGAGAAAGUGAGCGAGGGAAAACUGUGGAAUAUACAAGUGCAGAAAGAGUGGCGGAGGCUGUGAGACAGCUCUGCUUGGUCAAAGGCAUGACCUUGGAGUCUGCAGAUCUUUUCAUGAUGGUGGUGUUUGACCUCCGGAGACUUUCCAUAGGUGACCUUCGAGACUUGUGGCAGCAAGCAUCAUUCAAAUGCAGAGACAACUGGCAGCCUCUGGUGGAUACUUUACCAUCCUGUGGAACAGAGGCAUGUAUCAAUUUCCUGACAGAAAUCAUUCUGUCUAAAGAGCUGGAUAAAGAUAGAACAGACACCUUUCUGUGGUCCUUGGCUUUCAUUCCAGAACCUACAUCGUCUAUGGUCGCCACAAUUACUGUGAGAAGUUUCAUUCUGCUUAAUCCAGUUGUAAUUUAUACUGCUAAUAUGGUUUAA